Messenger RNA from Prunus persica (peach), 1581 nucleotides. RefSeq lists its product as uncharacterized. Gene Ontology annotation, cellular component: spliceosomal complex. The transcript is spliced from 7 exons. The record is from RefSeq and is a predicted model, not a curated record. Gene Ontology annotation, biological process: mRNA splicing, via spliceosome. NCBI's taxonomy places the organism in Eukaryota, Viridiplantae, Streptophyta, Magnoliopsida, Rosales, Rosaceae. The coding region runs from base 173 to 1105 and encodes 310 amino acids.
UCUAUUCCAGGGUAAAGCGGAAAGUUUAAGUGACGAAACUUUGGAGUUUGGGUUUAGAGAGCAUUUUGUGGGGUUUAUAUAGAAUUUCCCUUGGCAAAAGUAGGCAAAAUACAGAAGAAAAGCUCAAAGCAGGCAAAUACAACGGAGUCUCGUGGGUAGCAGACCGAAUAGAAUGCAAUCGCAGCAGCAGAAGAUGAAGAUGAAGAAGAAUUUCAGAAAAAGAAACGCGCCCGCUGAGGAUAACCAAGAUUCUGAAAAAAUCAGUGACCAGGAAGAUGAAGAAGAAGAAGAGAGGAGAUUGGCGCUGGAGGAGGUGAAAUUCCUGCAAAAGCAGAGGGAGAGGAAGUCUGGGAUUCCUGCCUUAACUAGUAAUGGUGCGACGCAGAACAUUCCUAGUACUACUAAUAACAACAACAAUAGUAACAAUAAUACUAACCUUGAUAAGAACAAGAGAGGAAGCGACGGCACUCAUUCUCCUAGUAAUAAGCACGGUGAAGGUGGUGGCGGAGAUGGAGACAAAGAUGAUUUAGUUCUCCAAGAUACCUUUGCUCAGGAAACUGCCGUCAUGGUUGAAGAUCCCAAUAUGUUGAAAUAUGUUGAACAAGAAUUAGCAAAGAAGAGGGGCAGGAAAAUUGAUGCUUCAGAUCAAGUUGAAAAUGAUUUAAAGCGUGCUGAAGAUGAGUUAUACAAGAUACCUGACCAUCUUAAAGUGAAAAGGCGAAACUCAGAAGAAAGCUCCACUCAGUGGACUACUGGGAUUGCCGAGGUUCAGCUUCCUAUUGAAUACAAGUUAAGAAAUAUUGAGGAAACUGAGGCUGCCAAGAAGUUUUUGCAGGAGAAGCGGCUCAUUGGGCAGACAAAAUCAGAAUUUAGCAUCCCCUCAAGUUACAGUGCUGAUUAUUUCCAGCGUGGCAGGGAUUAUGCUGAAAAACUUAGAAGAGAACAUCCUGAGCUCUACAAAGAUAGAAGUGCACAGGAUGAUGGUGGUGUUUCCAGACAAAAUGACACUGGUACAGAAGUGGCAGGGCAGAGGCAAGCUGCAACAGAUCAGUUCAUGCUUGAGCGCUUCCGCAAACGAGAGCGUCACCGUGUCAUGCGGAGGUAACGCUGCUCCAACAACAGUAAAAUGCCUAGAAUGGAAUUUAGGCUAAUAAAAAAGGAGUCAAGAAUGGUUUCUGCACUCAUUAUGCCAUACAACAUGUGAAAAUACGCUGUUUGUUGCAGUUUGUGUCACAAAGCUCAUUUUGUUGCAAAAGCAUCGUCCUAACUAGUUUUUGAUGUAAUAUCUAACAUUCUUUAGUCGACUUUGCCUGCUCAAAAGCUUGGUCUGUCUGAUGACAGCUGAAUGUGGAUGGUCUUUCCUGGAAGCAUGCUUGCAAUUUCUGUUUAGUUUGUAUCCAUCACUCAAGGGAGCAGACCAAAUCCAAGCUUUAAGAGCUUCAAAUGUUCUGGCUGCAUCCUCAUAAUUGUGUAACUAGAUGUGUUUGGUUUGUCUUAAGAAAUACCUUGAAAUUUUUUAAGGUGUAUGAUUGUUGAAGUAAUCACUCUCGAUAUAAUGCAAUCAAACAGUUUUGACUUCAA